Messenger RNA from Spinacia oleracea (spinach), 1902 nucleotides. RefSeq names its product protein IQ-DOMAIN 22. Bases 197 to 1681 code for a protein of 494 amino acids. Lineage: Eukaryota; Viridiplantae; Streptophyta; Magnoliopsida; Caryophyllales; Amaranthaceae. Gene Ontology annotation, molecular function: protein binding. The transcript has 4 exons. The record is from RefSeq and is a predicted model, not a curated record.
ACGUGGGAAUUAGGAAAGAGACAUAGAAUCGUCACUUUCUCUUCUUGUAGGACUGGGGAAGAUAAAAACCAGUAGAAACUCCUAGGGAAUACAGAAUACUCAUUUUCUCUCUCCUCCUUCUUCUUCUUCUCCCCUUAACUUCAUUUCCUCUCUCUUCUUUUUCGCCUCUCCAAAUGCCCGCUAAAAUCACCCUUCCAUGGGCAAGGCUUCGAGAUGGUUCCGCGCCUUUCUGGGCUUAAAACAACCCGACCCGACCCCUAAAAAACAACCCACCAAGGACAAGCGCAGGUGGAGCUUCGUCAAAUCUUACCGUGAGAAAUCCUCCUCCACCACCACCACCAACAAUAAACCUCCUCCACCUCCAUCAUCUUACCCCUACGACGCUACCUCAAAAUCCGCCACCUCAUCCUCUUACGUGGACGGUGGAAGAGAUAAUGAUGCCAACAAACACGCAAUUGCCGUUGCAGCAGCCACCGCAGCAGUCGCUGAAGCUGCCGUCGCCGCCGCACAAGCAGCCGAAGCCGUUGUCCGGUUGACUAACAACAGCGGGAGGUGUAAUAGUAACACUACUAGUAGUAGUAGCAGAGAGUUAUGGAGUUGUGCUGCUGUCGUCAUCCAGUCCCAUUUUCGCGGUUAUUUGGCAAGGAGAGCAUUGCGGGCAUUGAAAGGGCUGGUAAAACUUCAGGCUCUUGUCAGGGGACACAUUAUGAGACGGAAAACUAAAGAAACGAUGCGUUGCAUGCAAGCUAUGUUACGGGCUCAGGCACGGGCCAGAUCGGGCCGCUCUUAUAUCCCAGAAUCACCCUUUUCAUCUACCAAAUCUUGUCCUAUACUUCUUCACCCGGAACCCCCAACGCCUGAUAAAUCCGAGCAAGUUGUUCGAGCUAAAACCACAAAUCUGGAUCACUUACCAAAGAUUAAGAGGAAUAGUUCAAAGUUAAGUAGCCGGGUCAACACCAUGAGCCAGGACAGACCGAACUACGGCUCAUCGUGGUCAGACCCACGAAUGGACGACCCAAUGUGGGACUCACGGGCCACAGCUUCCUCAAGAACAUGCGUCACAGACGAUGACCGAGCCGACAGAAUCCUCGAAAUAGACACGGGAAAACCCCAUUAUACCCUCAGAAGGAAAAGCCUCUUUGAAACCUCUCACUCAGGCUUAUUAACAUCAGACCUAUUAAGCUAUAGUCAGACUACCUCAAAGGACUCAACAACCCACCAAAGCCCGGGUUCAUGUGAAGUAGUUCAAACCCUAAAACCUCUGUUACUCCCACAAGAAAUCAGCGCGUAUUGCACUGCAGAAAGCAGCCCACAGUACUGCUCAGCUGCCUCGCAAGGCGGUAGCAGUUCAAGGAGAGGAGGAGGGACAUUUACUCCUACAAAGAGUGAUGGUUGUUUAAGUGGCUACUCUGACUGUCCUAGUUACAUGGCUUACACUGAAUCAGCUAAGGCAAAAAUGAGAUCAUUCAGUGCUCCAAAGCAGAGGCCUCAAUACGAGAGAACGAGUUCGACUAAACGCUAUUCGGUUCAUGGGUUUGACCCGAGAUCAAAUGCACAGAGGGUUUCAGCUAUGCAAGCUAGUUUCGGUAGUAAGGCGUACCCCGGGUCGGGUCAGCUGGACAGGCUCGGGCUUCCGGUGAGGGAUGGUACAGUUGUUUACUACAGUGGGUAUCUAAACUAGAUCAGAAGUUUGUUUUUAUUAAGAUCUAAUUAGUCUAACUCAUGGAAUGUCUUAGGAUAGUUUUUGUUUUUGUUUUUUUAGUGAUGAAAUUACACCUAAUGAUGUCUAACUAACCCAAGAAGGAAGCUAAUGCUUGUUUUUCAGUAUUAUUGGAACUUAAAUUUGUCAUUACUAUUAACUAAUGUUAUCUUCUUUUAAUAAGAAUGUGAGCAAGAUCUAAA